Molecule: messenger RNA, 567 nt
Organism: Psilocybe cubensis
Lineage: Eukaryota; Fungi; Basidiomycota; Agaricomycetes; Agaricales; Agrocybaceae
Exons: 2
Coding region: 1-567 (188 amino acids)
Source: RefSeq, a predicted model, not a curated record
AUGUUUGCCUUUACCUCUCUUGUUGCUCUUGUAUCCACCACCAUUACUCUUGUUCACUCGAGCCCCACCGUCUACCCAGACGUUAUUCCGGGACCGGGUCUCCCUAGCCUAGAGUUCCUGAACCUUACGUCAAAGGAUCUGUACACAAUGACGCCCCCAACAUUUGACUUGUCUCUCAACUCGCGCAGCGCAAACUUUGAUGCCGAAUGGUAUGAUGAUAACAGUACACCAUUUCAAACGACUAAUCGCACCUCAUGCAGUUUUACCUUCACCACCGGUGACGUAGACAACACCAUAGCCUGCUUCAACUACCUCGUCAGCAUCGGAAACAACGCCUGCGUUGUGUCCGCGGACAAUGUUGAAUUCUGCAGAGCUGGAGAUGCCUCCAUAGGCGGAUCUAACCUCCACCAGACGUCCGGUGCGGCGUCGUCAGCUUGCAGAGAUGUAGCUACAGCUGUCCAAUGGAUAUUCACUAAUUGCAAUGUCGGUGGUAGAGUUGGCGGCGCAGACGCAGCAUAUGGAAACGGAGAUUUAGUUGUAGGAGUUUACAAUGUAGAUUGGAUUUAA